AUGAACUUUAAAAUAGAUGAACAAAUAAGGGAGUACAAUUUGCUCAAGGACAGGUUUGUUGAUACCGAAACAGAAUUGCGUAAAUUACGAGAUACUUUGAAAGUAGUGCAGAAGAAGGCAAGCAAAGUCGAUGAAUUACAAGCGCAGAUAAAAACAUUGGAGCAAAAAAAUGAGCAAUUAAAGAAUUGCCUGAACAAAAAAUCAGCCUACAAAAGAAAGAAAUGA
Parnassius apollo (apollo) is the source of this 225-nucleotide messenger RNA. The record is from the annotation of a GenBank genome assembly. Lineage: Eukaryota; Metazoa; Arthropoda; Insecta; Lepidoptera; Papilionidae.